Messenger RNA from Arachis duranensis, 1268 nucleotides. RefSeq lists its product as uncharacterized. Gene Ontology annotation, molecular function: electron-transferring-flavoprotein dehydrogenase activity; flavin adenine dinucleotide binding. NCBI's taxonomy places the organism in Eukaryota, Viridiplantae, Streptophyta, Magnoliopsida, Fabales, Fabaceae. The transcript has 4 exons. The coding region runs from base 72 to 1148 and encodes 358 amino acids. Gene Ontology annotation, cellular component: cytoplasm. The record is from RefSeq and is a predicted model, not a curated record.
UAGUUCCCUUUAUCCUCUUUUGAGAGAAGAACACAACAAUCAUUACAAAGUUUUGAACUUUUGAAACAAAAAUGGCUGAGAGGAAAGUUGUGAUAGUAGGUGGUGGUGUUGCUGGUGCUAUUCUUGCAUAUACUCUUCAGCAUCAAGCUAGUGUCACUUUUAUUGAUCCAAAGGAGUAUUUUGAGAUUCCAUGGGCUGGGUUGAGAGCAUUGGUGGAACCAUCAUUUGCAGAGAGGAUAUUGAUCAACCACAGAGAUUACUUCAAGAAAGGUGAGCUUGUUGUGUCCUCUGCUGCCUCAAUUUCUGAAACAGAAGUUGUCACACAAGAUGGCACCCAUGUUGCCUAUGACUACCUUGUUAUUGCCACUGGCCACUCAGAACCUCUCCCCAAAACCAGGGCUCAAAGACUUGACCAAUACAAAGCAGGAAAUGAAAAGAUAAAGUCCUCAAACUCAAUCUUGAUUGUUGGUGGAGGUCCAACAGGGGUGGAGCUGGCGGCCGAGAUCGCCGUUGAUUUCCCAGAGAAGAAGGUGACCAUAGUCCACAAAGGAUCAAGGUUGCUAGAAUACAUUGGUACAAAAGCUUCAAGGAAGACACUGAAGUGGCUCAAAUCAAAGAAAGUUGAUGUGAAAUUGGAACAAUCUGUGGAGUUGGAUAAUGAUAACAACUCUGCAGAAGGAAAUAAGACAUACCAAACUUCAGGUGGUGAGACAAUAGAAGCAGAUUCCCAUUUUGAGUGUAUAGGGAAACCUGUUGGUUCUGCAUGGCUCAGAGAAACUAUAUUGAAGGAUGAUUUGGAUGAUGAAGGAAGGAUCAAAGUUGAUGAACACUUGAGAGUUAAGGGAAAGACCAACAUUUUUGCAAUUGGAGAUAUUACAGAUAUCAAAGAAAUCAAACAAGGGAUGUUUGCAAGUGCUCAAGGUGUAUUAGUUGCCAAGAACUUGAAGGUGUUGAUAGAAGGAAGUGGCAAAGAACCUAAAUUGGGAACAUACAAGGCACAAGCACCAAUGUCCAUAGUUUCACUUGGAAGGAAACAUGGGGUUGCUCAGUUUCCAUUCAUGACAAUUCUUGGAAGGUUCCCUGGCAUGAUCAAAUCAGGGGACUUGUUUGUUGGUAAAAAAAGAAAGGAAUUAGGACUUGCACCCUAAUAAUUAUAUUAUUAUUAUUGUUGUUGUUGUUGGGUCAUGCAUUUGUUUAUAUAUUUGUGUUUUAAUUUGUAUUAUUCUCUUAAUACCAAUGUGCAUGUACUUUUUCUUGUUCUUUCAUAA